AUGGCUCCUCAAAGGGCAUUAUUCGUAAUCGAUAUUCAGAACGAGCUGAUCGCCGAUCCUAAAACUCGCAUUCCAAAUCCUGAGCGGGUCAUUAGGGCAUCCGAGGAAAUCCUCAAGGCUACUCGGGCAACUCUUGACUUGAAGAACAACUAUCCAGCACCCUGUCUUAUUGUCUUCGUACAGCAUGAGGAAUCUCCGGGAGGCACCUUGUUGAGAGGCAGUGAGCCUUGGGGGCUUUUCUUCCCUCCUCGCGCAGACCGGGAGGACGAGAUACUGGUUGCGAAGCGCACAAGAGACACUUUCGAGUCAAAUCCCGAUCUUGCUCAGAGGCUUCGCGACAGAAAUAUCACCGAGGUCAUUACGUUCGGCCUCCAGAGUGACGCUUGCGUGGAGGCAACGACUCUAGGAGCGCUGGCUGCUGGGUUUGACGUGACUGUGCUCUCUGGCGCACAUUCGACUUACAACAGCGAUGGGAAAACGGCGAUAGAGAUUGAGCGUGAAAUUGAACACCGCCUAUCCACUCGUGGCGCUCAUAUUGUUUCUUGGGAAAAAGAGAUUACGGCAUGGGCGGAUCAGUCGUAG
Molecule: messenger RNA, 582 nt
Organism: Penicillium verhagenii
Lineage: Eukaryota; Fungi; Ascomycota; Eurotiomycetes; Eurotiales; Aspergillaceae
Product: cysteine hydrolase family protein
Exons: 2
Coding region: 1-582 (193 amino acids)
Source: RefSeq, a predicted model, not a curated record